AUGAUAACGCGACUCGUGCUCGACGGAGAUCUCAGUAGUGUCAAGGAUGACCCGGAGACUUUCGCGGAGUUCCAACAAGUGUUCAAGACGGCGUUGUUGCAGCUACUCGGGAUAGUGCAUCCCAUUGUCGUUAAUGGAAUCAUCGUGACACAAUCAACGGCGGCGAGCGCGCCCGAAAUAACAGUGGAGGAAGUGGCAACGACAACGCCGUUGCCGAGAAGGCUUCAAACUGAGGGUACGGUCAGCAGCUCGAUCAACUUCGAGGUUACUGUUGAGAGUGGUAUCACGACGGGAACGUUGGUCGAACGAGAAACUGCGACGGAGGCUGAGGCAGCUGUCGUUGUUGACAGCCUUGAGAGUGUCAACACUGACCCGGCGAAGCAGACCACGCUGAUGAACACACUCACCACUUCGUUGCCGAAUUUGCCACCGGUGGAGUAUUUGAGUCUUACGGACCCUCAAGAACGUGUAUCGAUGAACGAUUUGUGUGCAAUCAAAUCGCAGAGUGCGAGGUGCAUCUUCACGACGCCUCCCCCGAGCGCACUUUGUAAAGAUACACAGUUCAAGUGUGGCUCCGGGGAAUGCAUAGAGGAUGUUUUCUACUGUGAUGAAGUCAGAGAUUGUGCCGAUGGUUCGGACGAGACUCAACCAGAAUGUGUUGCACAACUUCAAGCAAGGGCAGAGAUGGAAUCAUCGACUGCAGCACAGACAUCGCUGGCGCCGGUGACUCUGGUUAAGGAUUGGCUCGGUGUUAUGUUUGCGGCACCUGUGAUGGUGAAGUGUAUCAAGUUUAUGCAACCCGUCGAUAAAGCUGUCUCGGAAGUGAAAAUGUUCGCCUGUGAUGAGAGUGAAGUAUUCCGGGAUGGCGCAGGAGUUGUACUCAGAAAACCUGAGACCAGUUGCAAGGCGAUGAAAGAAUUGUUCGAGAAAAUACUGCUAUAG
This is a messenger RNA of Perkinsus marinus ATCC 50983, 942 nucleotides long. RefSeq lists its product as hypothetical. The record is from RefSeq and is a predicted model, not a curated record. Gene Ontology annotation, molecular function: protein binding. Gene Ontology annotation, cellular component: plasma membrane. Lineage: Eukaryota; Perkinsozoa; Perkinsida; Perkinsidae. The transcript is spliced from 8 exons. Bases 1 to 942 code for a protein of 313 amino acids.